AUGUCUGAACUAUCUUUUGAAGGCCAAGAAUCGAAGACAGUCCCCUACUGCCACGACUGCCCUCCACAAUAUGACCUAUGCCAGCCAAGCCAAGAUGUACUCACCUUUGUCAUUGAGAACGAGCAUAUUUGCCGGAUAUUAGUCGAUCGGCUAGAUAAUAUGGGGACAGAGUUCUUCAACUUGGCAGAGAAGAACCCGGCCGAAACUGAUUACCUUCUACUUACGGAGUUACUUCUCGAAGCGGGUGAGGUAUUUACAGAGGGGAUACAGAUUAGUGCAGAGUUGGCAAAUGUUUAUAAGGAACGCACCGUUCAGACCACCGAACUCUAUACCGCCAUGUCAAGACUCUCUGUUAGUGAGUUCAAACGGACCUAUGCUUCUUUAAAGCGGGAUCAAAACCGGCAGAUGCGACACGAGUUGGCUCAGGACAAUAAGGACCGCGGCGACAGCUAUGACACGGGUUGUGGAGACAAUUCCCAACGCUCUUUGGGGGUCAAGCAAAUAGAGGGAGCUGGAGAUUGA
This is a messenger RNA of Penicillium atrosanguineum, 522 nucleotides long. RefSeq names its product flavoprotein-like protein. The record is from RefSeq and is a predicted model, not a curated record. Bases 1 to 522 code for a protein of 173 amino acids. The transcript has a single exon. Lineage: Eukaryota; Fungi; Ascomycota; Eurotiomycetes; Eurotiales; Aspergillaceae.